Messenger RNA from Tarenaya hassleriana, 887 nucleotides. RefSeq names its product glycine-rich RNA-binding protein 4, mitochondrial. Gene Ontology annotation, molecular function: RNA binding. The coding region runs from base 177 to 614 and encodes 145 amino acids. The transcript has 4 exons. The record is from RefSeq and is a predicted model, not a curated record. NCBI's taxonomy places the organism in Eukaryota, Viridiplantae, Streptophyta, Magnoliopsida, Brassicales, Cleomaceae.
AUUUUUGCAAAAAUAUUGCAAAAACAUUCAAUAUGCAAUUCUAGAGAGUCGUUAAUUAUGUGUGUUUACUUAUACACAUAAUUAAAUUAAGUAAAGUUUCAUUAAGGUAAAUGUGUAAUUAGGCGACAUGGCCUUUACAUUACUUGGAGCAGCGAGUUGAUAAUUGAGAUUCAAUCAUGAGAAGUAGCGUUGCAUUGCUCGUGAGAUCAGCAUCUUCGGUUUCGGCUUCAUCCCAACACUUGAUUCCUUCAAGCUCGCAUUUUCUUCGUCAUCUCUGUUCAUCAUCUUCUUCCUCGCCCAGUUCCAAGCUCUUCGUUGCCGGGUUGUCGUGGUCGGUGGAUGAGAAGUCGUUAAAAGACACUUUCUCUUCAUUUGGGGAAGUAACUGAAGUUAGGAUUGUGUAUGACAAAGAUACCGGUAGAUCAAGAGGAUUUGGAUUUGUUGAUUUCACAAAAGAAGAGGAUGCUCUAUGUGCCAAAGAUGCAAUGGAUGGAAGGGCGUUAUCGGGACGGCCAUUGCGAAUAAGCUUCGCGUUGGAUAGAGUACGUGGCAGUUCCGUUGUGGUUCCGCGUCUCAGAAACCCUAGAGGUGCCUCGGGUGGGGGAGAAGAUUGAUGGAAAUGUUCUCUCAAGAUUCUUCAAGAUUCAACUCUGGAUUCAUCCGACUGUUUUGAGUCAGCCUUGUGUGAUAAAAAGGACAUUUUUAAGGUUCUUUGGACAAAUAAAGAUUUGUGUUGGCCUAAAGUACUAAAAGAUGGGGGGAAAUUCAAUUUUAAAUUCGGGUAAUCACUAUAAAAAGAACUCGAACUUGUUAAUUAGGGAUGUAAUUUCACGUUUGUAUAAGUAAUGGGGGUCAAAACAGAAUUAAUAAAACUUCAAUUCGUCCUC